Messenger RNA from Argiope bruennichi, 3864 nucleotides. RefSeq lists its product as uncharacterized. Gene Ontology annotation, molecular function: zinc ion binding; nucleic acid binding. Gene Ontology annotation, biological process: DNA integration. NCBI's taxonomy places the organism in Eukaryota, Metazoa, Arthropoda, Arachnida, Araneae, Araneidae. The record is from RefSeq and is a predicted model, not a curated record. Bases 91 to 3864 code for a protein of 1257 amino acids. The transcript is spliced from 4 exons.
CUCGUUCGUGCCUGUGCAUCUUAAUACUAAUAAAUGUUCUUUGCGUGUAUGUAAAACGAAUCGUAUCGUCUCUCGGUCUACCUAGCAUACAUGACAAAAGAGUUGGCGACGAGGAUGGGAUCUUCGAACAUUAGUUUUGAAUCUUAUGAUGCGUCUGUGGAAGACUGGUCCAGUUAUGUGGAACGUUUAGAAUCUUACUUCGUUGUUAAUGGGAUCGAAGAUAAAAUGAAAGUCCCUGCUAUUUUAAGCCUUAUGGGAGCAACAACGUAUAAAUUGUUAAAGAAUCUAGCCACUCCCAACAUUCCUUCUGAAUUGACUUAUCAAGAUAUCGUAAAAUUACUUUCGGAACAUUUGAAUCCUAAACCACUGGAGAUGACAGAACGGUUUCGUUUCUACAAGAGGAAGCAAUUUGAAGGUGAGUCCAUUGCAAAUUAUUGUGCCGAAUUUCAAAAACUGUCGAUACACUGUAACUUUGGGAACAAUUUAAGUACGAUGCUUCGUGAUAAAUUGGUGAUGGGUCUCAAAAACGAAAAUAUACAGAAAAAGCUGUUAGCAGAGGAUAAGUUAACAUACGAAAAAGCUAAGAGCAUUGCAUUCGCAAUGGAAUCUGCUCAGAGAAAUGUGUGUGAAAUUCAGAAUCAAAUGGUAUCGAUAAAAAAAUUACAUAGUUCGCAAGAUAAAACUAUCAAAAAAGAUUUUUCUAAAUUUAAGAAAUCUGAACCUACAAAGAAGUUUGAUAAAUCUCGGAAAUGUUACAGAUGUGAUAGUACUCAACAUUUAGCUCACGAAUGUAAGCACAAGAACACUCAGUGUAGGAAUUGCUUAAAGAACGGGCAUUUGGCAAAAGUCUGCCGCUCAAAACUUAACGAAACAGUUAAACAAAUAGAAUCUUGUUCUGAAACUGUACCAGUUAAUAGCGUUAAAUCACCACAACAUGCAAGGGAUAAGAUUUUAUUAGAAAUUUUUGUUGAAGGGAAUAAGUGUUUAUUUGAAUUAGAUACUGGUGCUGCUAUUAGUUGUAUGAAUGUGAAUGAAUUUAAGAAACUUUGUCCGGAUGUAGCCAUUAAGCCUACCAAAUUAUUGCUUAGGAAUUUCGAUAAUUCUAUGAUAACAGCAGCUGGCCAAGCAGUGGUGCAAAUUCAAUACAAAGAUCAAAUUAAUACAGAAACUAUUUAUUUGGUACAUGCAAAAUAUGAGAAAAUUUUUUCUCCGGGUAUCGGGAAACUGGAAAAGUUUUGUUGCCGUCUUCAAAUGAAACCUAAUUACAAACCGGUAUUUUUUAAACCUCGACCAGUACCAUUUGCUUUAAAAGAAAGAAUAGAAGCUGAACUUAAGAGGUUAGUUGCAGAAGACAUCAUUGAGCCGGUGACAUAUAGUGAGUGGGCUACACCAAUUGUUCCUGUUAUCAAGCAGAAUGGGAACCUACGAAUCUGUGGUGAUUAUAAGGUGACUAUCACCCCGGGACUAAAAAUUGAGCAGUAUCCUUUACCCCGUAUCGAGGACAUUUUUGCUGAACUGUCAGGAGGAGAGUUCUUUACUAAAAUUGACUUAUCUGAGGCAUACCUUCAAAUGUUAGUUGAUGAGCGGGACCGACAUCUAUUGACGAUCAAUACUCACAAGGGUUUGUUCCGUUACAAGAGAAUGAAUUACGGUAUAGCCUUAGCUCCGGCAGUGUGGCAGAGAGCCAUUGAACAAGUUUUAUCAGGCAUCGCGGGGGUACACAAAUCUGUGAAUUAUUGUGGUCAUACAAUUGAUAAAUUCGGCCUCCACAAAACACAAGAAAAAAUCUAUGCAAUUACGAAGGUACCAGUUCCAAAAACUGUAUCUGAUUUGAAGAGUUUUUUGGGUUUAGUCAAUUACUACGGAAAAUUUAUUCCCAACUUAUCUACUCGUGUCGCUCCUUUCAAUAAUUUACUGCAGAAAGAUACUAAAUUUUUGUGGACUGCAGAAUGUGAAAAAGCUUUCAAGGCAUUGAAACAAGAAAUUGCUUCAGACCGAAUUUUAUGCCAUUAUGAUCCUAAGUUACCUCUUGUAUUACAAACUGAUGCAUCACCAGUUGGAAUAGGAGCAGUUUUAAGUCACAUUAUGCCAGAUGGUUCAGAAAAACCAGCAAUGUUUGCAUCAAGGUCAUUGACUAAAACGGAACGUAAUUAUUCGCAGAUAGACAAGGAAGCAUUGAGUAUCGUAUGGGGAGUAAAGAGAUUUUAUCAAUAUUUAUUUGGUCGACAUUUUGAUCUCGUAACCGAUCAUAAACCCCUAGUAUCAAUUUUCGCACCUAAUCGUAGUUUACCAUGUCUAUCAGCAACACGAAUGGUUCAUUAUGCACUUUUUCUCCAAGCAUUCAGUUAUACAAUCAAGUAUCGAAACACAAAGAAUCAUGGCAAUGCCGAUGCACUUUCACGGUUACCACUAACAGUUGACAAGGACUGUGAGUACUUGACUGAAGCAGACGUGACAAAUAUUUCGCAAGUUGAAUUAAUGCCUGUUACAGCAACCGACAUAGCUAGAGCUACUAAAACUGAUAGGAAAUUGUUCGAACUGUAUGAAAGUUUAAAAUCUGGAACUGAAUUACCUGUGCCUUGGAAAGGUAGAGAAUCUGAAUUUUCAUUGCAAAAUGGUUGCAUAAUGUAUGGUCAUAGAGUAUGCAUUCCUGAAAAGUACCAGAAUCAAGUUUUGGAAGAACUUCAUGUUGGACAUCCUGGAAUUGUCAAAAUGAAGGCCUUAGCUAGAAGCUACUGCUAUUGGCAAGGUAUGGAUGCCAGUAUAGCCAAUUUUGUUCAGAACUGUUCAGCUUGUAUCGCAACGAGGAACGAACCAGCAAGGAUAAAUCGACAUCCGUGGGAAUGGCCAAAUGGACCUUGGCAAAGGAUACACGUUGACUACGCUGGUCCUUUUAUGGGUAAAAUGUUUUUUGUAGUCUCUGAUGCAUAUUCGAAGUGGAUAGAAGUCAUUCCGAUGAAAAAUAUUACAGCUAGUUUUACAAUUCAUCAUCUUCGUAUUCUUUUUGCUCAUUAUGGAAUUCCCUUAACUUUGGUUAGUGAUAACGGCGCAAGUUUUACUAGUUACGAAUUUCGACAUUUUUUGAAACUGAAUAAUAUUAAACAUAUAACUUCAGCACCUUACCAUCCUGCUUCGAACGGACAGGCAGAAAGAAUAGUGCAGUUGUUCAAAGCUUCGUUGAAAUCCAGUAGAGGUGAUUCUGGAGAUCUAAAUGUGAAAUUACAAAGAUUUUUAUUACAGUAUAGAAUAACUCCACAUUCACUCACGGGAGAAACUCCGAGUGCCUUGUUUUUGAAGAGAUGUAUUCGCACUAGGCUUGAUCUUUUUAAACCAAAUUUGAGAGACAAAGUUGUUCAGAAACAGAGUUCGAGACUUAACACAGAAUCUAUCUUGCGUGAGUUUCAGGAAGGGGAGAAAGUAGCCGUAAGAAAUUAUUCCGGACCUAACAAAUGGAAAAUUGGAACAAUUAUAAACCGAGAUGGAACUUUGAGUUAUAGCAUACAAGUUGGAAAUGAAAUUUGGAAGAGACACGUAGAUCAAAUAAGGAAAUGUGGGAAGUCGAUUGAAUUAUCCCAAGCUGAUACUGAAAUUCCAAUUUACGAUAAAGAAUUGAAUUUUCCAGAUGAGCCAGUAUCCGAUGAUGUUGCUGAAUCGGAACCGCCUGCACCUGAACCUGAAGUUGUCCCUGAACCUAAGGAUGUACCUGUAUCUGCCACUCCAAGUGAUGAGAUGCCACCUGGGCCUGUACCAGAUGCUUCCGGAAAGCCGAAAACUGAUGUGCCACUCCGACGCUCAAACCGAAUCAGGAGACCUCCAGAGAGACUGGUCACGACCUUCGCAGCUGGUGUAAAAGAGUGCGGUUAG